This is a messenger RNA of Cylindrotheca closterium, 714 nucleotides long. The record is from the annotation of a GenBank genome assembly. NCBI's taxonomy places the organism in Eukaryota, Bacillariophyta, Bacillariophyceae, Bacillariales, Bacillariaceae.
AUGAAAGUGACAUUCGCAACAACCGCUGCCUCGAUCUUGUUGGCACAGAGUCUUGUUCUCGUCCAAGCCAAUAAUCAGCAGAUUAUUCCCGCCCAACAAAGGCUUCUCAUCCCACCAUCAGUGUUUGGAAUCCCUAGAGGAGGUGGUCUGUUUACAGACCUAUUGUCAAAGGUUACCGAAUCAUCGCCAGAAGACUUAAAGGCAGAAGCCAAGGCCAAGCGAUCGGAAGUCAAUGAUCUUGUAAAGGAACUUCAGGCAGAAGCCAAACGCAGCUCUCAGGAAAUCAAGGAUAUGGCCAACGAACGGGCCAAGGAACUGCAAUCCAAAGCGAAAGAAAUCUUGAAAGAGGAGGGGGCAAAUGCAAAGGCCAAGGCUAAGGAACUGGAGGACCGAGCCGACGCUUUGAAAAAGAAGGCUUUCAAAAAGGCAGAAGAUAUUCAGGGGGAGAUUGAAGCAAAGGCACAAAAGAAAAAGGAUGAUCUCGAAAAGGAACUGACUGCCAAAGCGGAAAAGAAAGCCAACGAGUUAAAAGCCGAACUCCAGGCCAAGAAGGACAGCAAAGAAAAGGAACUAAGAUCCAAAAUGGCAGUCAAAGAAGCUGAACUAAAGGCAAUGGCUGCCGACAAGGAAAAGGAAUUCAAAACAAAGGCUCAACAAAAGAUGAAGAGUCUCGAGUCAUCCAGCUGGAUGAAAAAGUUGAAAUCCGAAGAUUAA